AUGGUUCACAUUCCGUCCUCACAUGAAGUAGCAACGGAAAAGGGUUUUUCAGGUGACAAAGAGACGAUCAAGGAGUACAGGGUUGUUGGAAGAUCUUUGGAAACGCUUGAUAUUCAGUUUUGUCGUUUAAGCGAUGAUAUGGUGUUGAAGCAUUUAAAGCCACUUCUAAAUCUUAGAGUCUUGGAUAUCAGCUAUUGCCGAAAGUUCACAGCUAAAAGCCUUGUAGCGUUUGGUAAUCAAUGCACGUCUUUGAUUCACUUGAAGAGAAACAAUUACCCAACGAAAGAGUUCCCAGCUAUGGAUGAUUCCGAAGCCAAAGCCAUUGCUGACACCAUGCCGAAACUACAACAUCUGAAACUUUGGUUUGGGCGAUUUGGUGAUUCGGGUCUUUGUGAAAUCCUUAGUAAAUGUAAGUAUCUUAAGCAUCUUGACAUUCGUGCAUGUUGGAAUGUGAAAUUGGAGGGUAAUCUUAAGAAGAUGUGUCAAAAGCUUGUGUGUUUCCGGAUCCACGAUUGCAAGUUUAUUGAGAGUGAUCUAUAUGACAUGAUUUUCCCGAAUGGGCUCGGAUACAAGGAUCCUUUCACACAAUUAGAAGCUCGCAGUAACCAAGUUUAUUGA
Messenger RNA from Lactuca sativa (garden lettuce), 618 nucleotides. The record is from RefSeq and is a predicted model, not a curated record. Lineage: Eukaryota; Viridiplantae; Streptophyta; Magnoliopsida; Asterales; Asteraceae.